This is a messenger RNA of Porites lobata, 628 nucleotides long. The record is from the annotation of a GenBank genome assembly. NCBI's taxonomy places the organism in Eukaryota, Metazoa, Cnidaria, Anthozoa, Scleractinia, Poritidae.
AUGUCAGUCCGUUUUAAUGGUCGCAAGCCGGAGACGGUAAUUAGAAGUUUCAGUUCUAAGUUUCCGCAUAAAUCUUACAAUCAACUAUCUCAAAGAUCUUUACCCCCUACCCCCACAAACAAAGCAAAUGACAUCUACUAAACACGUAAAAACAAGUGGGACCACAUUGUGACGUAUUGCUAAGAGGUAUAAUGUUCAACCGAGUGGAUUUUUCUCCAUUUGAAGCAAGAUGUUUACCGUGCAAGAAGUCCGUGUACAGUGGUUGUUGGCUUUCUUCUUCAUAGGUUCACCUACUUACCAAGACGUUGAAGGUAUAAAAGAGAUCAUUCAUCUCUAUAUUUCGGUUUUGCAACUUAUUUUUAUUAUUUUUACUUUUUUGUAUUUCCCAGCGCUAAGUAUCAAACCUGGAGUAUGCAAUUUCACCAUUACUACUCCUGGUCUGUUUGCGUGUGAAAAGGUUUCCUUUGAGAAGCCUUUCAAUGGAGGGCAGGAUGUGAAAGUUUUCGUCUCCAAAAGCCACACAACAAAGAAUUAUAGUGGUGGAGAUGGCGCGGCUAUUUGGGUGGAAUCUGUAGAUAAUAAAGAAUUUACAGUCAGUUUGUGUUUUAGAGUACGGAGAUGGUUCUAG